Pygocentrus nattereri (red-bellied piranha) is the source of this 1405-nucleotide messenger RNA. RefSeq names its product CMRF35-like molecule 5. The transcript has 6 exons. The record is from RefSeq and is a predicted model, not a curated record. Lineage: Eukaryota; Metazoa; Chordata; Actinopteri; Characiformes; Serrasalmidae. Bases 97 to 1152 code for a protein of 351 amino acids.
GACUGGGACAGAUCAGCAUACACUUUACAAAGAAAACCAAAAUUCUAUGCAAACCUUCAGGAGCUUUAAAUAGUGGAGUUUUUUUGAAAAGUGGAGAUGAAUGUCUUCGUAAUCCUCACCCUCUACCUGAUCUCAGGUCCAGUAGGUUGCAUUGAUGUGAUUGGCUACUCAGGAGGUAGUGUUGUGAUAUACUGCGGACACCAAAUGCAUCGAUUAAAUAGAAAAUUUUGUAAGGACUCAGAACAGCAGUGUGUGUAUUUGGAAUCUGAUCAAAACCGAAACACAUGGGAUCAUGGAUACAGAGUUUAUCUGCAUGAAUCUGCUGAAAGUCUUGUGGUAACCUUUCGAGAGCUGAGUGUACAGGAUGCUGGACAAUAUCACUGUGGACCAACAGGAGAGCAGCGUGAGAUUGUGAACCUGAAAGUUAAAACAGAUCCUUGUUGUACUGGGAAAAAGACUUUAACUGGCCAUCCGGGGAAGACGGUCACCAUCAGCUGCUCCUAUCCGGAAGAGUUUACAAAGGAUUCAGAGGAAUCUGAGGAAAGCACAAAGUUCUUUGAGAAACUGGAUGGCCAAAAUUUCACUGAAGUGAUCCGAACCACAGAGACUCGGAAAGGAAGAUUCUCCAUCUCUGAUGACAGAAGAUCUAAAGUUCUCAGAUUGAGUAUCAGUGAUAUGAGAGAAGACGAUGGAGGAGUUUAUUUGUGUGGAGUGGAGAGAGGAGAUUACGAAGCAUUCUUCACUGAGAUUCAGCUACAGGUUACCGCCCCAAAUUCCUCAGUCUUCACCAUAUUGUUUUCCUGUGUGGCUCUGCUGCUGAUUGGAGGAUCAGCACUGAUCAUAUAUACUGUGAUGCGUAAGAAAAGACGAGGCUCCACUCCCUCUUUCUCCAAGAUGGAGCUCAAAGACAGUAAAGAGGUGACCCCGGUGGAGAUUGAACACACCAGAUGUGUUUCCACUUCAGACACUGGAGUUGAUGCAAAUAAUUCUAAUAAAGAUAUCUGCUCCACCAUCCAACCACCCAAAGAUGAAGGUCUCACUUAUGCCACUGUGAUUUUCCCAGACUUUCCCAAUAAUACACCAGUCACCAACAGUAGGGAGGACCUUGCUACUGAGUACGCCUCUGUUAAACACCACACAGGACUGGAAUAACUGGAAUAACAUUCACCAUCGGAUUUUUAACUAUACAAACAUUAUUGAGCAGCAUACCAGAUUUCUCUGGGAUGAAAUCAAACAUCUUAAAUACCUUUAGCUUUAGCUUCUGUCAGUGUCUGAAUAGAUUAGGUAAUUGAGCUGUACGUGAUCUCAUUAUUGCUGUUAAUCUAAUUUUGUUACUUUCAAGAACCAUAUGCUUGAAUUUCCUUGUUACUUUUUAAAAUUAUUUUCAAAAAUAAACUCUCGCUAA